Anolis sagrei ordinatus is the source of this 1350-nucleotide messenger RNA. Its product is annotated as sulfotransferase 1C2-like. Lineage: Eukaryota; Metazoa; Chordata; Lepidosauria; Squamata; Anolidae. Gene Ontology annotation, biological process: sulfation. Gene Ontology annotation, cellular component: cytoplasm. Gene Ontology annotation, molecular function: sulfotransferase activity. The record is from RefSeq and is a predicted model, not a curated record.
ACAAUGAUUUACUAGGGUAAGGGGCUCCCUCUUGAGCAAUUACAUACAUUUCAAGAGAGGAAAAAGCCAAAGAGCACAGCGGAUCUCAGCCACUGGAAGGAAAACAAGGAUGGAUCCUAAACCUAAGGGUUGGAGACUGGUGAAGAUCGAAGGAGUCCCCUUGGCUGAGUUAACUGCGAAGAACUGGAAUCAAAUAAAAGACUUCCAAGCUCGGCCUGAUGAUGUUCUCAUCUGCACUUUCCCCAAAGCAGGAACCGCCUGGAUCCAGGAAAUUGUGGAAAUGAUCCUGCAUGGAGGUGAUUCACAGAAAUGUGAUCAGCUUCCCAUCUACCAACGGAGUCCCUUCUUAGACCUGUUCCUUCCAAAACCCCUUCUCUCAGGUGUCAAAGAGGCAGAGGAAAUGCCCUCCCCACGGAUCCUGAAAACUCACCUGCCGGCCAAGCUCUUGCCACCUUCUUUCUGGAAGCAAAAUUGCAAGAUCAUUUAUUUGGCCAGGAAUAUCAAGGAUAAUGCUGUCUCUUCCUUCUGCUUCCGUCGCAUGAACCAGCUUGCUCCCAAUCCAGGAGAUUGGAACAAUUUUUUGGAGAAUUUCAUUGCUGGGGAGUGGACGUAUGGCUCGUGGUUUGACCAUGUUUGUGGUUGGUGGGAAGCUAAAGACCACUAUCCAAUUCUGUACCUGUUCUAUGAGGACCUGAAAGAAAACCCAGCCCAGGAAAUCGGGAAAGUAGCGCGGUUCUUGGGUGUAGAACUCUCAGAAUUGGUUCUGAGCCAGAUUGUGGAACACACCGCAUUCAAGAGCAUGAAAGUAAACCCAAUGACCAAUUUCUCCACCCUGCCUUCCUCUAUCCUGGACCACACGGUGUCGUCAUAUAUGAGGAAAGGAACCGUAGGAGACUGGAAGGAGCACUUGACGGUGGCUCAAAGUGAACGUAUUGAUGACAUCUGUGCUCAGAAGUUGAAGGACAGUGGAUUGAUCUUUCGCACUCAACUAUAAUCCCACCUCAGUGUUGGCUGUCCAGGCGUUCCACUCAAAGUCACUGGAUUUUAUAUGGCAGUGUAGAAGGGGCCACAGUACACACUGUACGAAGUAGCUGUUGCUUUCCAUAUAUCCGUUUAGAAGUUUCGGCAUCACAUGUGUUAAUAUCAUUUUCCAUUUGAUCCUUUGGUUACCUUUCUAUUGACCAAAAAAUAAUUACCUUUGCUUCCCCCCCCCCCGGGCUAGACCUGGUGUAGGCAUAGUAAUGUAGGCAUUGCUAUCACUUAUCUUCUGUUUGCCAAGCUGAAUUGCUUGUUUGUGAACGACACUGCAGUCUCACAUUUCCCAAUAAACAACCAGAAGUAGGUUUACAA